CUUCACAGUGAUAAGGUGGAGUGAGUUUAGAACCACAAAUUCUCUUCGGCAUUGGAGAACCACUAAACCUGUUAAUAAUUCUUUGCAAAGAAUAAAAGAUAAAAAAUUUCGAUUUGAAUUUCUCAUCAGUGUCAGGGAAAACUAGUUUGUGUUCUGUUUUUCCAUUUUGAAAUUCCAAGUGAUUAACAAGAAAAAAUGGCUGAAACAAAGUUGAGCAUGAAAGACAAAAGAUGGUCACUCCAUGGGAUGACAGCACUAGUGACAGGAGGAACCCGAGGCAUAGGGCAUGCAAUUGUAGAAGAGUUAGCAGAAUUUGGGGCAGCUGUGCAUAUAUGUUCACGUAAUCAAGAAGACAUUAAUAAAUGUUUGGAAGAGUGGAAAAGCAAGGGACUUAAUGUGACAGGGUCAGUAUGCGAUUUACUAUCUCAUGACCAACGCAAAGGACUAAUGGAAACUGUUACCACCAUCUUUCACGGAAAGCUGAACAUUCUAGUAAACAAUGCUGCUACAGCAAUAACGAAGAAAAUAAUAGAUUUUACUGCUGAAGACAUAUCCACAAUAAUGGGUACAAAUUUUGAGUCUUCCUAUCAUUUGUGUCAACUUGCAUAUCCACUUCUAAAAGCAUCUGGAUACGGCAACAUAGUAUUGGUGUCAUCCAUUGCGGGUCUCAAAGCUAUACCCCUUUUGUCUGUUUACGCAGCUUCUAAAGGAGCUAUGAACCAAUUAACCAAGAACUUAGCAUUGGAAUGGGCAAAAGAUAAUAUUCGUGCAAACGUUGUAGCUCCUGGACCCGUUAUGACUUCACUUUUGGAGUCUGUCGCGAAAUCUUCUGGUGGGAAUGAGUCUGUGGAAGAUAUAGUGUCUCAAACACUUGCUGGUCGCAUGGCAGAGCCUAAAGAGAUAUCAGCAUUAGUUGUUUUUCUAUGCCUUCCUGCUGCAUCAUACAUCACUGGACAAGUUAUAGCUGUAGAUGGGGGUUACACAACUUAGAUUGCUAUUAAUGAUUUGGCGACCAAGAAUAUGACCUUGUUUGUUGAAUAAACUCUGCUGUUCUUUCUCUACUGUUUGUGUUUCCUACGAAUAUUGCUUGUAUGGUUGGCUGCGCCACCGUUGUAAUUUAUGUCUUGUUCUUGAGCAUUGCCUCGUGUCUUCUACAGUUUAGUAACUAUGCAGAACUUAUUGUUAAUUGUCGUUUCCCGAAUGUUAUUUUGCUGUUAAUAAAAACACUAUUUUUAUUUACCA
This is a messenger RNA of Gastrolobium bilobum, 1242 nucleotides long. Its product is annotated as tropinone reductase homolog. Gene Ontology annotation, molecular function: oxidoreductase activity. Bases 196 to 990 code for a protein of 264 amino acids. NCBI's taxonomy places the organism in Eukaryota, Viridiplantae, Streptophyta, Magnoliopsida, Fabales, Fabaceae. The record is from RefSeq and is a predicted model, not a curated record. The transcript has 5 exons.